Molecule: messenger RNA, 390 nt
Organism: Temnothorax curvispinosus
Lineage: Eukaryota; Metazoa; Arthropoda; Insecta; Hymenoptera; Formicidae
Product: ribonuclease H1-like
Exons: 2
Coding region: 142-315 (57 amino acids)
Molecular function (GO): RNA-DNA hybrid ribonuclease activity; nucleic acid binding
Source: RefSeq, a predicted model, not a curated record
GUGAUGUUUGGUUAAAUGUUCUCUUUAUCAUUUUCUACACUUAAAACGAGAUAGAUAUAUAUGCUACGGCAUUGGUGUAAGAAAGAGCAAAGUGCUUAGGGUGUAACUGAAACGAUUUAUAACCUUUCGUGCUUUUGCUUAAUGCAGAUGAGCUGUGAAUUUUGUGUCAAAACAGAGUUGCUGGAAAUGGAAAAGGAACUGAAAUCUUUGACUAUUGCUUGGAAUCAUGUGAAUGGACAUGUAGGAAUUCAUGGUAACGAAAUGGCAGACAAACUGGCAAGAGACGGCGCCUUACGAUAUAAAAGUCAAGUUUAAGAAUGAAGAUUAACAGUACAAAAUAUUUUCUAUAAAUUGCAUUCUAGAUUAUCUAAUUAUUUUUGUUUACGUAAA